CAAUGAGAUUUGACUUUUCCUUUCAUCAUUUCUUUACAAACUACGCCCAGUCGACUAUCAAUCUCUUCAAAGUAUAUCUUUAAAUCCAUUGAUUUGAUUAUCUCGAUUCGAUGACAACUCAGUCAACCCAUCCUUACUCCCGUCUACCCAAGCAGACUGCUGGAUGGGAUAGGAUUGGAGAUGACGACGAUGAAAUUUAUAUUCAGAGUGACGAUCAUCGUCUCUCAUCAUGGGCUACCACAUCAAAAUUACCACCACCACCACCACCCCCGUCUCAUCAUAUGGAUUACUCCGAUCACGAACGGUCCUCUUCACAACAACCACGCAAACGCAAACGUAUCGCCGCGCCUCAUCAAUCUACUUCAAGGGUAAACAAACCUAAUGACAUACCAUCUACAUCACAAUAUCCCUCAAGCUUUCUUGAUACCCGUCGCCCAGGUCCUCAACGCUCUAACGCACCUGACGCUUCUCGCCAACCCGAAAGACCCGCCCCAACUAAAUCUUGGAAGUAUGAUGCAGAAGGUUGUGCGAAUUGUCGAAUACAUCAAAGUACAUGUUGGUGGAAGAAGAACAGAUUGGUCACUAAUCUUCAUGGGGUAGAAUCUUGGGAAGAGGAAAAACUUUGUAAUACUUGUAGUAUUCAUUGGAACAAAAAUGGGUAUCAUCGUACUGUGCGCUCUAAACCCAACAAACGAUCAGACUGCGUACAACUUUCUCAACCAGACACAUUUACCCACCCAUCGUCUCAACCAUCGAAUUCUCUUGCACGCAUCCCAUCCACAUCGCGUGGCUCGACUGUUGGUCUCUCAAGCCCGUCUGUAUCGCUUGCCAAGCUCCCAUCGGCGCCUCCUACCCUUGUUCCACGACGCCGAGCGCGUUCACCGUCACAGUUGACUCGUGCUGCUGAACGUGAAGCACGUAUCUUGAAACGUACACUCCCACGCAAGACGGGGCCGACGCGUCUCGACGUACCUGAUCGACACGAUCCUACUCAAAAAUCUUCGAACUCAGCUGCCACUAUAUUCCAUCCUCCUGCCAAGGCGUCUUCCACCAAACAGCAUGAGGAUCUCUCCUCUCGCAAGUCAAAUACCCAUUUAGGAGGUUACGAGGUCACCAAACAGAUGUUGGAUAAUCUUCUGGCCCAAUCUCUUCCACCUGUUAAUUUGAACACGUCUGCAGCGCCUUCAGAGGCAGACCUAUUUUCGGAAUUUAUAUUUGAUGAACCGACAGAACAAUCUCAUCAACCUCUGAGUUCUUUAAACUUCAGUGAAGCCUUUGAACCAACCCGACCUCCCUUAUCAGAUCAUCCCGUCAGCAGCAGUUUCGCGCCAAGGUCAUCCCCUCCUCGAACUCCUCCUAGUAAAAGAGCAGCUCCUGCAAAAUCUUAUGACCCACGCCAUCAUGCUUCGAAGACAGCUCCUUCACCUACAGCCUCACCCUCCUGUGACCUCGACUAUCUGCUUUCACCUUCCUUCCUGAACGCUAGUCCAAAUUCGCUCCUUAAAAAACUUAUUCCCAGCGGAUCUGCAUCAGACGAAAUGAAUAUUAAGACAGUUGCACCUGGAUCAGCAGCCUCACUACCCGUUUCAGACUUAUUCGCAAAGUCUGAUAAGAUCUUCUUAUCAUCAGUAGCCGGUCAACAAAACUCUGACACGCUUCUUCCUCCUUCACCUGAACCUAGUAAGACUGCAUCAAAAGGAAACAAAUGGAGAGGAUCUGCAAAGAAUAUAUCGACGACUUUUUCUUGGGAUUUACAUCUUACACCCUCAUCUUCUAAUUCUAAUAAAUCUUCCAUCUUUCCAGGAUCUGAACUUUUAUCAUUAAAUACCAAUAAAUCUGAAGAUCGAAUUUCUCCUACUAUGAAGAAACUUUUGGAUUUAGAAGGACGAGUUGAUGAAAGUGAAACUCAUCCUCCAUCUCCUACUGAACUUGUGACAAGAAAAUUACCACCGAAAACACCCAGAAAGACAAAGAAACCGAUCGUAAUAGAAGAUAAUCCUACUUGUGCUUCUGUUGCAUUAGCCCAACAAUUACGUAGUAAAUCGACAUAUCCCAACAAGCCGCGAUUUUCUGAAAAAUCUUCAACAAUGGGAUCUAUUCGAAAUGAAACCGAAAAUCGAGUUGGUAGUAUUGGAAAAUUUAGAUCACCAAGACCUUCAAAGAAUUUAAUGGCUCGUACAAUUUGGUCUAGAAGACCAUUAUCUUCUGGACCAUUUUCAUCUGAAAUUUCUCAUGAUCAUGAACAAGGACAUUUUCAAAACCAACUUCGAUCAUCACCUGCCCAAUCAGAACAUAAAUCUGAUCGUAUGGCCUGUAGUGGUAGUUCAGGACUUCUUAAUGUUCCUGAUACUAGACGAACAGGUAUGAGUUCAGUGAUGCGACAUGGUUUACAAUUCAACUUUCCAAUCGACGCCAACCCUACCUCGGAACGAACUGGAGCCGAUAGAAGUAGUCCACCUGUCUUACCACCACCUAGUGAUUGCUCAGAAGGAAUCGCGUCUCAUUCACCUGGAUUGUUUAGUGAUGAGGAUGAUGAAUUACCAGAGGAGACGGAAGAGACUGAAAAUAUAAAUAAAAAGCUCCAAAGGCGUCAAGUUUCUGGGACUUCUACUUCACUGCUUUCAAUACCUGGCAUGCAUGCAAGUGGGAGCGAAUCGAUGAGGAAAUUGAUGAUCAAAUCUGAUCUUUCAACACCAUCAAGAGCUCAAAAUGAAGAACGCGGUAUAGGAGGUGGAUCAGGAGGUGGACUAGCAUUGAAGGAUAUUACAAGAAGUUUAAAUGAACCAGAAGGGCCUCAUCAAUUACAUCAAAAUCAAUCUUUAACAGAACAAGCUUCUACCAAAAGAAAUGAAGGACAUCUUCAAGGACUCUCACCUGAGAUUGUGUCUGCUUUUAGGGAAGCUAUUAAGGCUGGAUGGACACCUGAAGAUUUGGCUAGAGCUUUGAAAACUUUUGAAGCCCCUGGAUCUAGACAGACUGGUGAGAAUGGAAUUGAGAAGGAUGGAUGAUUUGUUUGUAUGUUUUUGUUUGGGUAAAGAAAGAGAUUGGAUUGAUGAGAAUUGGUUUUUUUUGGAUUUGUUUCUGUUUUGGAGAGUAAGAGAGGGGAAGAUUUGUUGAAAGUGUGAGAGAGAGAGAGGAGUAGAAGUUUAAUUUUCUUAUUUAAUUAAUAUUUUUAGUAACCUAUUUUUAUAUUGUGGUGAUGAUCAAAUUUUAAGAUUAGAUGAUUUGAGAUCAAGAUUUGUGCGGGUUUGUUUGUUUGAUUCUGUUGAUACCUUAAUUUGUAAUUUGAUUUUUUUCAAAAGUCUUGGUUCUUUUUUUCAUACAUUCUCUUAUUGAUUUUGUUGAGAAUAAGUGGUACUUUGGGACAAGAUCUUUUAGUUUAUGGUUAUAUUAUUGGGUUAUGAUUUGGUUUGAGGCUUUUUCUUUGUGUUAUCAGCAAUUUUAUUGAGAAGUUGAUUGCUUGUUG
This is a messenger RNA of Melampsora larici-populina 98AG31, 3466 nucleotides long. RefSeq lists its product as uncharacterized. Bases 111 to 3008 code for a protein of 965 amino acids. Lineage: Eukaryota; Fungi; Basidiomycota; Pucciniomycetes; Pucciniales; Melampsoraceae. The transcript is spliced from 2 exons. The record is from RefSeq and is a predicted model, not a curated record.